Messenger RNA from Leptosia nina, 2373 nucleotides. The record is from the annotation of a GenBank genome assembly. Lineage: Eukaryota; Metazoa; Arthropoda; Insecta; Lepidoptera; Pieridae.
AUGAGCUCAAAAUCGGAAGAGGAAAAGUUACCAGAUGGGUGGGUCUUAUGUACCUCUAAAUCAAAUCCUGGAAGGAAAUACUAUUUUAAUAAAAAGACGGGAAAGUCGUCAUGGACACAACCACAGGAAACUGAUAAAAACAAGAAACCUGGGUUUAAAGACAAACAAAAAGUUAAUGAGAAGAAAAAAUCUAACAAUGAAUCAAGAGGCAAUAAAAGAAAGAGUGAUAGCAAUGAGGAAGUUGCAUCUCAUAAAAAACAAAGACAAGAGCCUUCAGGAAAGAUUGAAGAAAACAUUCAAAAGGAUGAGUCACAAAAACAGGUUGUCCCAUGUGUUGCGACUCCUAAAACACCUUCAAAAUUAAGUAAUACCAGAAAUCAACCCUCAACCUCUCAACCAUCAAAAAGAGGAAAGAAAAAGGGUGGAAAAAAUCUGGCAAACACACGACUCUCACAGCUCCGGUCCAGGCUGUCUUAUGAGGCUGAAUGUGAAGAUAAUGUUCACAAGUCACCACCUAAAAAAAGAGCCUGUAAUGAAACACCAAAAAAGUUUGAAAAGAGUCCAAACGACAAAAUAAACCACUCACCAAGUCAUGACAGCUUGCAUUCCAUUCCUUCACCUUCACAAUUUUUUGCAGCCAACAAAAUUUUAUCAUCCAUGAAAGCACAGUUACCUGAACAGUAUUGUAAUAAAGACAAACAGAUAGACACAUUUGCCGAUAUUGAAAAAGGUAUUUGCAAUCAAACACCAGAAUAUCCAUUUUCUAAGCAUCCAGCAACACCUCCACAGUUUUUAGAAGCCACAAAACUGGUGUCUGCUAUUAAGUCUAAACUGGGCUAUAAAAUAAAUCUACCUUCAGAGUCAAAAUCUUUCUCAUCAGCCAAAGAUAGAAUGGAAUCAUUGAGAAAUAGUUUAGGUUCAGAAGUGGGAUCGAAUACAUCAAAUGAUAAAGAAUCAUUUUUUAAUAGCUCAGAAUUAAAUAGUAGUGCCGUUUCCGAGGCCAUGGAAGUUGAGGAUUUUCGGGAGUUCAAACAUAGCACACCAAUAAAACCACAAAGGAGAAACUCUAGUGAAAAUAAUGUUGUGCUUGUUAUAGACACAAAUAUAUUUAUACAUGAGCUGGAUAUAAUCAGGAAUGUACUAAAUUCACAUUUAAAAGGAUAUAGUGAACAGCCCACUCUACUGGUACCGUGGCGGGUGAUCAAUGAACUAGAUCGGCUCAAAGACAAUAAUAACGGGAAUGGAGCCGUCUGCAAACGAGCGAAAGCGGCCAUGGACUAUCUAUAUAAGUCCCUGCCAGAAAACAGUAGGAUAAAAGGCCAGUCGUUACGGGAUGCAAAUUGUCAUAUUUACCCUUGCGAGAUGCCAGACGACGAAAUAUUAAAUUGCGCUCUACAGCAAGUGGAGCGAGGCAAGAACGUGCUCCUCGUAACAAAUGACAAGAAUCUCUGCAAUAAGGCGAGGAUCAACUCCGUGAAGAACAUUGGAAUAAACGCCCUCAAAGGCAUGCUGGAGAACAAACCGCAGCCGGCGUCUGCAGAACUCCACGCCACGUUUCUUCACCUUCGAGAGAUCAUAUACCCGUUGCUCGCGAAUAUAUUGGAGAGCGAAAUGCGUGCAAAAUAUGAGAAUCUCUGGCAAUAUGUUAUCUUCAAAGCACCACCUUGGACACUGGAAGAUGUCUUGCAAUGUCUACUCAAGCAUUGGAUAGCCGUCUUUAAUGAAGUAUUCCCAAGAAUCGAACCGCUGAUCACCGAUUUGAAAAAUGCUCUUGUCUCACUUCAGAAUAAAAAUCCGAAAACAGUGACCCAAUCAGAAGUGACAACUUUCAAGGAGCUAUGCCUAGAUGUUGCGAAGAAGUGCCAAAUCAUUCCAGAAUAUAUGGAAUUAGCUAAGGCGUGCGUCGAGCGGUUGUCGCGUGACUGUGCGAGCGGGACGGAGGAUAGGCCGGACGCUAUUGUUGACGCCUUCGAGUGCAUAUGGACUGUGUGCUCUAGUUAUUGCGCUAAACUAGCGACAUCUGCCGGCGUCGCUCAUAGUAUAGAAGACAAAAUACCGGGAGAGGAGAGUUUGCCUGUUCUCACGAGCAAAUGGAGUGUAUUCGCGACAAAUAUUAAUGCGAUUGCACGGGACAUACAGCGAGUUCUAGCUGUUCAAGAAAAUGGAGCGACAAAUAUUAAUGAGGAUGCGUUGAGUGAUUUGGAGAAAUCAUUCAAAGAAGUGUUGUCGUCUAUAGCGGCUGAUAAGACAGUUACCAGAAACGAGUUGAGGGCGUUUUGUACUAAAUGCAGGAAUAUGCUUCAAGAAGCGUCAAGUAAGUUCUCGCAACUCGGCGAUCUUCUCAUUAUAUGUAAGAAUAAGCUGUCCAAUUAA